GAGGGAAGGAAGGGCUGGGAAUUGUUUCCUGAGUGAGAGCUGUGAGCUGGAAUUAGCUUCCGGCUGCUGGGGCUGGUAGUGUGGGGGAGAGUGAGAGCAGACUAGCAGCCAGCCAGCAGUGACAGCAGGGCAAGGGAGCUGGAUACUCCUGGACUGGCCAGUACACUCUGGUGUUGGAUUGUCUGGUCCCAGUGGGGCUGUGGAUUGCAGCAGCAGUUGCAGUGGGGGCUCUAGGAUUCAAGUCAUGUAGUAGAAGAAAUUCAACAAAAUCGCAAUCUAAACACAGCUAGCAUAACAACGACCAUAAGGUUGACAACUAGAGGAGAAGCCCCCCCGCCCCACCCUCCCCAGCAGAUGUUAUAGAGGCUGUAAUGUUCUGACUCUCCAGGAUGGGAAGGCGCUAUCCAGGAGCAUCGUAUCGACCUAGCAGUUCAUAUUGCUAACUUUAACCUAUAUCCUGAUCCAUUGCUGACGCCAUUGUGACCCAUGUCUGAAGUCCUUCAAGUCGACUCAAGUGUGGAAACACUUCCAAUGUUUAUGGCAAGCCACAGUGCAACGGACAUAGCGAAUAGGAAUGGCCCAGUUAAUCCUCCAAACACCUUGAACCUACGCUCUUCUCACAAUGAACUACUAAACACGGAUGUAAAACAGACUGAUACAAAGGAUGACACACCUCCAAAAUGCCGAAAAAAAUAUGCAUUGACCAAUAUUCAGGCAGCGAUGGGCUUGUCUGACCCAGCAGCACAACCUUUGUUGUCCAACAGCUCUUCAAAUAUCAAGUUGGUGAAGAAUGGAGAGAACCAGCUGAGAAAGGCCGCUGAACAAGGUCAACAAGAUCCCAACAAAAAUACAAGUUUAGAGGACGAUGUAAAGAGGAUUUCCGAAAAGCUAGAAGGCAAAGAUGAAGAUACACAUGACCCAGAAAGUCCUGAAAUUCUGCCAUUGCUUCCUAGAAGGACCAAGAGCUUCCUUAAUUACUAUGCAGAUCUUGAAACCUCCAGGGACCUUGAGCAGAGUUUAACUAAUGGUCAUGCAAUGAAGGAAGAGGAAAGCUCCACAUGGAUUCCCAGAAAAGGUCCGGGCAUUAUUACCAAUGGAGAUGUGCUAAGGCCAAAACACAAGACUCCAAGUCCUGAGGACAGUCUGGCGCCAACGGUAUCCUCUAGCCCAGAGACUAAAAAGGACCAUCCAAAAACCGGAGCAAAGACGGACUGCGCACUGCAUCGUAUUCAGAACCUAGCUCCCAGUGAUGAGGAUUCAAGCUGGACCACCUUAUCCCAAGACAGUGCUUCACCUGUAACCCCUGAUGAAACAGCUGACAUAUGGAGUGACCAUACAUUUCAGACUGAUCCAGAUCUACCCCCUGGCUGGAAGAAAAUCAAUGAUUUUGCAGGAAUAUACUACUGGCACAUUCCAACUGGAGCCACUCAGUGGGAGCGUCCUGUCUCUGCCCCAAUAGACCUGCCUGCAUCACGGAAGGGAUCUCUUAGCUCUGCCACAUCAUCUCCUACUCCAGAGAGUGAGAAACAGCCAUGGAGUGAUUUUGCUGUUCUGAAUGGUGGAAAGAUAAAUGUUGACAUUUGGAAGGACUUGCACGAAGCCACGGUAAACCCAGACCCAAGUCUGAAGGAGUUUGAAGGAGCUACGUUACGCUAUGCCUCUUUAAAACUAAGAAAUGGGCCUCAGUCUGAUGAAGAAGACUCGUCCAGCAUCAACAGUGACCCGGAAGCCAAGUGCUUUGCUGUGCGCUCUCUGGGCUGGGUGGAAAUGGCGGAAGAGGAUUUGGCUCCGGGGAAAAGCAGCGUUGCCGUGAACAAUUGUAUUAGACAACUGUCGUACAGCAAGAAUGACAUCAGAGACACCGUUGGCAUUUGGGGAGAGGGCAAAGAUAUGUACCUAAUUCUGGAAAAUGACAUGCUAAAUUUGGUAGACCCCAUGGACCACACCCUCCUACAUUCACAGCCCAUUGUGAGCAUCCGAGUGUGGGGAGUAGGCCGGGAUAAUGGGAGGGAUUUUGCAUAUGUUGCCAGAGACAAGGAUACAAGAAUUUUAAAAUGCCACGUGUUCCGAUGUGACACACCAGCAAAAGCCAUUGCAACCAGCCUUCACGAAAUCUGUUCUAAGAUUAUGGCAGAAAGGAAAAAUGCCAAAGCUACAGCCUGCAGCUCGUCGCAGGAACGACCACAAGGCAGCCUGGACGUCCCACUGCAAGUAGAAUUCCCAACACCAAAGACAGAGCUUGUGCAGAAGUUUCAUGUGCAAUAUAUGGGCAUGCUGCCGGUUUCUAAACCCACAGGUAUGGAUGUUGUCAACGAUGCCAUUGAAAGUCUUUUAAACCCCUCAGACAAAGAAGAUUGGAUACCGGUUAUCAUGAAUGUGGCUGAUGCUACUGUAACUGUUAUCAAAGAAAAGGAUGAAGAGGUGCUGGUGGAAUGCAGGGUUCGUUUCCUUUCCUUCAUGGGCGUGGGGAAGGACAUCCAUACCUUUGCUUUCAUUAUGGACACUGGGAAUCAGCAUUUUGAGACUCAUAUUUUCUGGUGUGAGCCCAAUGCAGGAAGCGUUUCUGAAGCUGUCCAGGCUGCGUGCAUGUUGCGGUACCAGAAGUGCCUGGUUGCCAGGCCUCCUUCCCAGAAGCCUCAGCCUCCACCACCUCCUGCAGACUCUGUGACACGGCGGGUCACCACCAGUGUAAAACGGGGCGUGUUAUCCCUGAUUGACACUUUGAAACAAAAACGCCCGGUGGCUGACAUGCCAUAGCCACAAAAAGCACCGGAAUCAAUGGACACUUGAAGUGUAUGUCUCUGCUGAAGUGAAAGUAGCUCUGUAACGGAGUACACUGCGGCCCAGCCUUCCAUGAAACUGCUGCUUUCUCUUCAGAGAAUUUCCCUUUAUCCGAUGUUUGACAAGCAUGUUCUCGUUCUGACACCAUGGCGUACUACAAAAGAAGCAUGAAUAUAAAUAUAUAUAUCUACUCAUAACUUUUAUUUUUCUCUCUCCUGUCAGUGGUUCCUGUUACAUGCAUUGGAUAGCCUGUUUCAGAUUGUAAAUACGAUGAACAUUUCAUGACUCUUAGCAAGUGCCAUGGGGCCCGUUGUUGCUAAGGAUUACUAAGCAUCCCAUAGCUCACUGGCUCAUAUCACUGAGGUGUGAUUUGUUCAGACAAGAGACACUGUUAUUUCAUCAUUGCGGCAGUUUUCCGUGUCGGUGGAACAGAUUUUCGGAUUCCUAUUACCUGCGCCACCAGCGCUUAAUCAUUAACUGCACAAAGACAUCAUACAAAGCGAAUGGAAGGAUCUUGUGGAUGGGUUGCCCUACGGGGGCGGUGGGGGGGAUAAUUAAGUGAAGAGAUGAAUAAUCCCUUAUCAGUUUCUACAUCAUAUACAGCUGGACUCCACUAUAGAUAUUAUCCCAUCCAAUUCUCACAACUGUCGGACUAUUCUCAUUCAACGCAAGACUUUGUGUUUAUCAGGCAAGCAGAACUAUACUGUACAUCUCACACAGCCAAUGGAUGGAAACCAACGCUGCAUUAUUUCUUGUAGUCCUAAUGGAUCACAAUCCUGCCCUGUUUUAGCAAAGUGCUGUCAAUUAAUGACAUCAUUUCUGUGGUUUUAGUUUAAAGUUGAUUUGUCACCUGCAGACAAGACUACUCGUCUCUAGCCUUCACUCUCCUCUUCUGAUGACUUCUGUUGCUUUCAGGUUUAUGUUUUGUGUAUUCUUACCACAUAACACUUCCCCAGCUGUCUGCUAAACAUUUCAGAAUUGUGUACACAAUUAACAUGCCACUAAUGUCCCUUUACUAUAGUUUGGCAUUCUAGAACACUGUGUAGCUAUAAAAGUGUCAUUCAAAUCACAUCAGUUCCUACAAUUAAGAUUUUGACGGCUACAAGAAAAGCUUCCUUUUGAACAGGAGGUCAUUUAUGAAGCACAUUAUGGGGUCUAUUCAUAUAGAUCCCAGUGUGGAGAGUGAUCAUUUUCUCUACAUAUCACUUCAUAUGCUAUAUGUAGUAGUUCAAAGUCGAAAUUCAUGAAUACUUAUCCUUCCAGUGAAGCAAUCCGAAAAGGAGGCCGCUCCGCAAUCCUGGAGAGAAGUGCGGUCCUUCCAGCGAUCCGGUUUCCUGGUAGUAGAACCUGACUGCUGUGUAUUAGGAAUUAUCAGAAAUAGUUAGGUCCCUGAGUGCCCUAUACCUAGCUGCUGAUUGGCAUCAGAAAAAGGGUGUGGGGCUGAAGCAGAGGACAGAAGUAAUCAACUCCCCUGCUCUUUUCCUAUAGAAGUACAGAUUUCGCUAUCGUGAGACGGAAAUGGAAAGCUGAGCUUUCCGUUCCUCUAUGAAUCUCACUCCCCAUACUACUGUAUGGAGAAGCGAUCCAGGCACAGAGCAGGGGUUGCAGCUGGAGAAGUCAGGAACUUCUCCACCUUAAAGCUGGGUACACCCGAGACAGUGUACCGGGAUGAUAUCACUGUUCCCUCCUUCAUUAGCAUAUACCAUGUUGCUAGCAUUAUCGCACGGUUGCCUGUGCAGCAGGGCUGACCAGGCGGUAUCACUAGCGAUUGCAGGCACCUGUAGAUCGGGACUACAUGCUGAACGAUAUGCCCAAUAUGUUGUUCCGAUACGGCCGGAAAUUACAUAUCGGUCUGAUAUUAUUUCAGUGUGUACCUGGCUUUACCCCCUUCCUGAAUAGAAGGCAGCAGGGAAAAGCUCUGUUUUCAGUUAAAACAUGUCUUUUCACUACUUCAUGAAUGGACCCCUAUGUCCACUGUACAAUAUAAUGCAAUACUGUAUGUGGACUCACCAUAGAGUUGGCUUCUACAAGCACGUCUGGAAGAUUAAGGAACGCGCGUUUGCUGAAAAGAAGAAGUUUGGAAAGCCAGAGGGGAAGGAGUUGGGCAGACCGAAGGCAUUCCUAGCAGAGCAUGGAGAAGGCGUGCCGCUGUGCUGCAUUUUGCAGAGCAGAAAUGACAUUUCCUUUUGCAGAGUGAGAUUAUUGGGAGGAAGUACAGUAAAGGGGUGCAGAGGGUGCAUCUUGGGAGCAUUCCUUGUAAAGUAAUAAAAUCAGUCUCGAUGCCUACUCAAUGUGUAGGGAAAGCUCACAAAUAUUUAUUGUACUGAAAGUGGUGGAAGCAAGGCAGGAUUGAGGGCCACAUGGGCCUGGGGCUGAAACUGACCAAGAGCCUAUUGUGAGACGCGGCGGAGCUGUGACCAGUGCAAUAUGGGUGUGGCCAGUGCUGUGUGGGUGUGCUCAGUGCAAUGUGGGUGUGCUCAGUACCUUGUGUGCAUGUACACCACUAUCAGCCCUGAUGUCUCCCGAAAUACAUAAAUGUAGAAAAACUUAAUUGUAGUCUCAUCCGCCCCAUUGAUAAUCUAGCCCCGGGUGGAAUUAAAGUGAUAGGAGGGUGGAAGUUGGGGCGCAAUACCACUUUUCCACAGUGUGCCUUUGCAGAGACUUCUGGAACUGCGCACACCUAUGUGCAAUUUAGGUUGCAGAGGAGUCACACAAGGACUGACCAUCCAAGCACAUUGGUAAAGAACCAAGAUGUUCUGCAUUGCGCAUAUAGGGGGUCAUUCCGAGUUGAUCGCUAGCUGCUUUUGGUCGCUGCGCAGCGAUCAGGCAAAAAAUCGGCACUUAUGCGCAUGCGGCGCAAUGCGCACACGCAACGUACUAUUACAACGAAUUAUGUAGUUUCACACAAGGUCUAGCGAAGCAUUUCAGUCGCACUGGUUGCCGCAGAGUGAUUGACAUGAAGUGGGCGUUUCUGGGUGUCAACUGACCGUUUUCAAAGAGUGUUAGGAAAAACGAAGGCGUGCCAGGAAAAAUGCAGGCGUGGCUUGGCGAACGCAGGGCGUGUUCGUGACGUCAAAACAGGAACAGAAUAGUCUGAAGUGAUCGCAAGCGCUGAGUAGGUCUGAAGCUACUCUGAAACUGCACAAAUUUAUUUUGUAGCCGCUCUGCGAUACUUUCAUUCGCACUUCUGCUAAACAAAAAUACACUCCCAGUGGGAGGCGGCAUAGCGUUUGCACGGCUGCUAAAAACUGCUAGCGAGCGAACAACUCGGAAUGACCACCUUAGUGCGAUACGUAAAUGACCACCUUAGCAGAAUAUGGUGAUAUACUAAUCUAAUACUAUACUAAAGCGACUUCACUCAUAUUAACAAGAUUAUUUCAUGUGUUUAAAUGCAAUUUGGGUUUCCAUGUGCAUCUUUACAUAGCACACGUAACAUUACAGUAUGUGCUCUCUGCAGAAUUCUGUGGUAUUCAAGGAACAUUACCUACAGAUUUGCUGGUCCCAGGGCCGUCUUUUCGUAUGGGCUCUUGCCCAAGGGCCCCAGGAGUAAAAGGGCCCUAGGCUGAUAGCUGAGGGUCCCCUCUUUCCAGGGGUACCAGAUUUUUUAAAAUCGGACCUGGGGAACCGGAGAUAUCUGACUUCAAAGCAGUGGUCCCCAUCCAAGCCUGUUAAUUGUUUUUACCAGCCAGAUAUCUCGGGUUCUGUCUGACUUAGAGUUUUUUUGAGGGUAUACUUCAAAAGCUGGGACUCUCUCCUUUCAGUUGACACUGGCAGCUUGUCUCUACUAUGCCCAGAACCAGAGAUAUCAGUCUUCAAGCAGCUGGUCCCUGCUCCAGCUCCACACGCCUAAUAUGCAGUUUUAUAUGUUUGUUGGUGGAUUGCUCUGGCUCCUUAAGUCUGAUCCCCAAGUCCCCAGGACCUUCUGAAAGGUGGGCUCUCUAGUUUUUUUUAUCCCAUUAAAGCUAAGAAAUCUAUUUCUAGGAACUGGAGAUAUCUGCAGUAAAGCACGCUGCCCUGACCCCCGGAAAAUGAUGAAUAUUAAGCCCACUCCACUAUUCACCCCUCCCUUGUGUAUUAAACACCCCCUACCACCCUGGAAGCCAUGUACCAGGGCCCCUUCAUUCAGCACAAUGUCCCCUUCUACAGUUUAAUGUUCUCCUUCCUGCCCCAUUUGUGCAGUAAAGGAGUAAUUAGCAGAAAUAAUUUCUCCAGGUCCUGAGUGAAAGAUAGAACCCCCAUACCCCCCCCCCCCCCGCGGAACAUCAAAGCUGCCACUGAUAGCACCCCCCACCCCUACCGCUGAUGGGUGGGUAGGGGCCCCAGUGCAUUUCUGUGCCCAGGGGCCUACACUGCUGUUAAGACGGCUCUGGCUGGUCCCUUUUAAUAUUACCUGCUGAACAUACUGCAUAUCAAUAGCGUUAGUCAAUGGAUUCAAUUUUCAUGGUCCUUCUAGUUCCGUAUUAGUGAACGAUGAUGACUUCAGCAGUUUACUGGCCAUAUAUGGGAUUUUCUUAUUUUUAUAGAAAAAAAAAACCCCAAAAGCUAAUUAUAAGCACACAUUUAAAUGUAACAGCUCAUCAACACAGUGACUAAAUUGCAGCUGCACUCAGUAAUUUAAUUAGCCAUUAAUUUUAUUCAAGAGAAUAAUGAAUAGAGUUUUUCCCCUUGUUUGGCGUUGUAGUUCCCCUCUGCGGGAUUGUAGAUGACAAAUAGGCUAACCUUUCUGUGCACAGCCUGUCCUUGUAUACAGCGGGGCUAUCCUUCAUAUUUGCUGUCGCCCUAGCUAACUCUAAAAGCAGCAUGCUCUCAAUUUUACAUCAGUACAGUCCUACAGAUGUGCCUGCAUGCACACAGGUAACACACUCCUAUUGCUUAUCCCAAUUCAUUAUUGGAAUUUUCCCCACACUCUUUCAUACUGUGUGUCACUAUAGAUCUAUUUACAUGAAUUGUGCACUUAAUAUAUUUUUGCAUUGAAAAAGGUCAGUAACCCUCAGCCGGAAACUGAACAUCCACAGACUCAGUAUUAUCAUUUUCAAGAUUUUGUCCUGAUCAUUUCAGCAUUCUUUAAUAUAUCAGUUGUUAGUUCUGAAACACCAGCAUUUUCUGCAAUGUUGUAACAAAUGUAACUUACAGUAAUCAUGGUUUUCCCCCGCCUAUUGCGUCACCCACUCUGACAGCUGCAGAUUUGGUGUGAAAAUCCAAAGGCGGUAACAUUUUAUAAUGAACAUAUAAAAAUAGCACUGUUUAUACCGGUUGAAACACCUGAUCACACUGUAAUGAUUAUGCCUUCAUCUGUUUUUCUGGAAGGUUGGCGUUAUUGUGUACAGUUGUACAUAAUGAUGAUGUGUCUGCCUUGUCAUCACAUUCUCCUACACAUUUACACGUUCCGCAAUCAUAUCAUACCAGAAUUAGACGUAUCUAAUGAAACAUGGUGGAAGAAACAGUGAUCUAUGGGUAAAUGCCAAUCCUUUGCAGAUAUUUUGUUUUAAAAAUAGCUUUGCAUAUUUUAACUUAAAAAAAAUUAUUUUGUAAAACGAAUUGUAAUUAAAAAUAAAUAAAAAAAAGUCACUUUUUUUUACGGCCAAAAAAGUAUGUAUGUGGUGUGUAUGUAUGACUAAAUGCCAAUGUGUUAGUAAGAGUCCAUUUAUCUAUGCAUUCUUUGUAUGCAGUGGCUCUAUAAACAGCCAUGUUCACUAUA
Messenger RNA from Pseudophryne corroboree (corroboree frog), 8479 nucleotides. RefSeq names its product amyloid beta precursor protein binding family B member 2 (gene APBB2). Gene Ontology annotation, molecular function: transcription factor binding; amyloid-beta binding. The transcript has 17 exons. Gene Ontology annotation, cellular component: cytoplasm; nucleus. The coding region runs from base 487 to 2757 and encodes 756 amino acids. NCBI's taxonomy places the organism in Eukaryota, Metazoa, Chordata, Amphibia, Anura, Myobatrachidae. Gene Ontology annotation, biological process: regulation of DNA-templated transcription. The record is from RefSeq and is a predicted model, not a curated record.